Molecule: messenger RNA, 501 nt
Organism: Ornithodoros turicata
Lineage: Eukaryota; Metazoa; Arthropoda; Arachnida; Ixodida; Argasidae
Product: macrophage migration inhibitory factor homolog
Exons: 3
Coding region: 78-428 (116 amino acids)
Molecular function (GO): phenylpyruvate tautomerase activity; cytokine activity
Source: RefSeq, a predicted model, not a curated record
CCUUAUCAGUUGGGCUAUUUAUCGCUGCACUUUGUCAUUUGUUGAAGUUGGUUGGUUUGAUACAGUUUUAGAGCGAAAUGCCAACACUCCAAAUUAACACGAACGUCUUGGCGAAGGAUAUUCCCAAGGAUUUCUUGAAAACUACGGCAGAAGUUGUUGCUAAAUCUCUCGGGAAGCCGCUGUCGUACGUUGUGGUUCACGUGCACCCAGAACAAAUGAUGUCGUUCGGUGGAACUGAAGAACCGUGCGCCACUGCAAACCUAUACAGUAUUGGGCGGCUGGGGAAGGAAGAAAACAUCAAACACUCUGCUGCUAUUUUUAAGCAUGUCGAAAACACACUCGGCAUCAAAGGGAACAGAAUGUACAUCAAUUUCUUCGACUUGCCUGCCUCGGAUGUGGGAUACGAUGGGAAGACCUUCGCUGCAUGAACGCGGAGUGAUUUUUAACACUUUGUUGAUGUGCCUUUGAGACAUAUAUUUGAAUAAAAAGUAUUUUUUUGAA